GCCAACAUUCGGUGAAGAAGUCAAAUAUACUCGUUUGAUUAGCCCGUCCGGUUUUGCCAACAUGUCACAAGCACAAGGUGCUGUUUCUUUAUCUUCGCUUUACGCGGAGUUAAAUAAACAUGGACAGAACCAAGACUUCGAAAGAGCAUUAAAGAUUGCAAAUAAAAUUCUACAGGAUUACCCCACAGAGGUUGAAGCUUUCCAAUGCAAAGUGGUCUGUCUGAUAAACCUGGAGAAGUUUCAGGACGCCCUCUCGGCCAUCAACAAGGAAAAGGCCUUGCACAGCCACGUGCGAUUUGAGAAGGCGUAUUGUGAGUACCGACUGAACAGGACAGAGGAAGCUGUGUCCACACUGAGGGCAGGGGGAGAUAACCUGGACAACAGAUGCAAGGAGCUCCUAGCACAAGUGUUGUACAGACUGGAGGAGUACCAGGAGUGCUAUGACCUGUAUCGAGACCUCAUCAAGAAUUCUGAAGAUGAGUUUGAUGAGGAGAGACAGACCAAUCUGGCAGCCGUCCUGGCUUCACUGCAGCUGUGGAACGCACAAAAUGUGGAGGCUCCUGCGUUCAGCGAGGGCACGUAUGAGCUGUGUUACAACCAGGCCUGCUAUCUGAUUGGACAGGGAGAAUACAAGGCAGCCGAACAGAAGCUGAGACAGGCUGAGGCGAUGUGCAAAGAGAGUCUAUCUGAUGAUGGAGACAUACCAGAAGAGGAGCUGGAUGAAGAGCUAGCCAUCAUCCGUGUCCAGCUGGGAUAUCUACUGCAGCAACAGGGCCGUGUGGCAGAGGCCAAUGUGCUUUAUAACACGGUCAUGAAAAGCAAGCCCUCUGAUGUUGGAUUGAUGGCAGUGCUUUCCAACAAUCUUGUUGCAAUUAACAAGGACCAGAAUGUGUUUGACUCUAAGAAGAAGAUGAAGGUCGCCACAGGGAGCAACCUGAAGCAUAAGCUGUCAGCCAUACAGAGACGAGACAUUGACAUCAACCAGUGUCUGCUCUACAUGUACACCAACCAGGCUGACCAGUGUCACCAGCUGGCCAAGCAGCUCCAGAAGCAGUUCCCGGACAUAGAGACCCCAGUACUCAUAGAGGCUGCACAGUUUGCACGCGACAAGCAGCUCACUGAGGCCAUUGACCUUCUCACGGCCUACACAGGGUCCAGGAAAGCCGACCUGAUAAGCCUCCCUCUGGCUGUGUGUCAGCUCCACCUACAGAUGGGCAGCAUUUGCAAGGCGUGUGAUGCCCUGAAAACACUCGGCGAGUUCCAGUACAAGCCCGGUGUGGUGUCCACAUUGGUGACACUGUACAUGAGUCAGGAGGACACAGAGGGGGCCAUGCAGGUGCUAGCCAGGGCAGUGGACUGGACCAGGAAGAACCAGCCCCAGUCAGACGCCCUGCAGACGCUGUUAAGGGUCAACACAAGCUUCAUGCUGAAGUACAGGGACCCCAAGAGUGCAAUACAGCUCCUGGAGGAGUUACGCAAGAAAAAUCCCAAAGACCCGAAGGUGCUGGCACAGCUGAUAUCGGCCUAUUCGAAGAUUGACCCAGGGAAGGCCCAACAGGUGAGCCGUGACCUGCCCUCAGUGGAGGAGACUGCAGCCAGCGUGGAUGUGGAGGCACUGGAGGCAGCCUUCAGCUCCCUGGGACCCAAGUACAUGAAGAAGGCGCAGAAGACGGAGCCAUCACCUGGACCAGCUGGAGACCAGGCCACAUUGUUACAGAAAAAGAACAAAAAGAAAAAGAAGACCAAGCUGCCCAAGAACUACAACCCUGAUGUGACCCCUGACCCAGAGCGCUGGUUACCACGACGAGAGAGGUCGUACUACAGGGGCAAGAGGAAGGACAAGAAGAAAGAUAUAGGCAAGGGGUCGCAGGGUGCUACGACGGCCAACAUGGAUGCCCUGGACGCCAGCAAGACGCCCCAGGGUGGGUCUGACCCCAACUCGCCCCGCCCUGGCACUGCCACCACGCCCCAGGGUCCCAGGCAGAGCAAGCCUGCUCAGGCUCAAAAGAAGAAGAAAAAGAAGGGAGGCAAAGGGAGAUAAGCGCGAAGCCUUGUGGACUUGCGGUUGGAAAUAAACAAAAGACAUUGACAUGUGUUUCUCACAAAUGUGUUGUUACAGAAAAACACUACAGCAAAAGCCAUUGUACAUUUUGUUUCAGAAAUUUGUUAUUAGAAUUACACUUCAAUAAUUGAUAAUGUUCUUCUUUGCUAACAAAAAAGCUCUUGACAGUGUUUUUAAUGCUUAAAUAGCACAUUUGAAUGAAUUGGGUAUAUAUUUGUUAAGAUGGAAUUAGAAGAAAGUACAGUAACUUUUCCCCAAGCUUUAAAGAAAUAUAGUGUUAGAGGCCAGGUAAAGUAUAAUGUGUUCAUCGCAAUGGCACAUGUUUAACAUUCUUAAAUGAAAACAGCUUUUAAUUAUUGGUACAAAAUAUAUUUGGAUACAUUUAACUACAAAUUGGCAGUCAUUUAAAGGUACUGAUGAAUCGGAUUUUUGUGAAAUAACUAGUUUACUUUAUUUGUUAAGUCUUUUUUUAAAUUAAAUAUUAACCAGAAUAAAAUGUAUGAAAAUCUA
Molecule: messenger RNA, 2572 nt
Organism: Dreissena polymorpha
Lineage: Eukaryota; Metazoa; Mollusca; Bivalvia; Myida; Dreissenidae
Product: signal recognition particle subunit SRP72-like
Exons: 16
Coding region: 62-2041 (659 amino acids)
Biological process (GO): SRP-dependent cotranslational protein targeting to membrane
Cellular component (GO): signal recognition particle, endoplasmic reticulum targeting
Molecular function (GO): protein binding; 7S RNA binding; ribosome binding
Source: RefSeq, a predicted model, not a curated record